Molecule: messenger RNA, 1739 nt
Organism: Linum trigynum
Lineage: Eukaryota; Viridiplantae; Streptophyta; Magnoliopsida; Malpighiales; Linaceae
Source: the annotation of a GenBank genome assembly
CGUUUAUGUGAACAAAUACGUGGCUGUCUCUCUGUCAGAGUGUUGCAAGUGACAAAAGUUCCUUAAUUCCGCUGUGAAGAAGUUUUCAGCCAUCAUCAGUGAUGGCAUUUAAAAUUGGUUUGUUGAGCAUCAGGGAGCUAGAAGACCUCUUCGUUCCCAUUCUACAUAACUGCAGAGACACGGCAGAAUUGAAGAAAAUCCACGCCCAUAUUCUGAAGCGUUCGCUCUCGCAGAGCAACUUCCUGGCGACGAAAAUGUUGGACGUCUGCGACGCCGCGCGGGAUUUGAAUUACGCGACGAUGCUCUUCAACCAAGUGGAGGAACCAAAUGGGUUCCUGUACAAUGCGAUCAUACGAACUUAUGCGCACAAUUCUAUGUACGGGCCAACAGUUUCCAUGUACAAGCAGAUGCUACGUAUGACGAAUCUAUCGCCUGGCAAAUUCACCUUCCCGUUUGUCGUGAAAGCCUGUGCGGGCUUGGGGAGCCAUGAACUGGGCAGGCAAGUUCACGCUCAGGUCGCCAAGUUCGGGCCGGAGUCUCACCUGAUCACGGAGAACGCGCUGAUCGAUAUGUACACGAAGUGCGAUGAUUUGGCAGUUGCCCAUAAGCUGUUCGACGAAAUGACUGAGAAAGAUGCUAUUUCAUGGAACAGCGUUAUCUCUGGAUACGCGAGGUUGGGUCAAAUGAGGAAGGCGAGAGCGCUGUUCGACAAAAUGCCUCAAAGAACAAUAGUUUCGUGGACUGCAAUGGUUACUGGAUACAGUCGUAUGGGGUCUUAUGCUGAUGCACUGGAUUUGUUUCGACAGAUGCAAAUGGCGGGGAAUGAGCCUGAUGAGAUCAGCAUUGUCUCUGUUUUACCUGCCUGCGCGCAGUUAGGAGCUCUCGAGGUAGGGAAAUGGAUACAUAUGUAUAGCGGCAGAAAAGGGUUGUUGCGGAAAACCAACAUCUGCAAUGCACUGAUGGAGAUGUACGCAAAAUGUGGUUGCAUUGAUCAAGCCAGGCAGUUGUUCGAUAAAAUGCCCAAGAGGGAUGUGAUAUCUUGGAGCACGAUGAUCGGUGGGCUAGCGAAUCAUGGCAAGGCUCUCGAAGCAAUCAACCUCUUCGAGAGGAUGAAGCUGGAAGGGAUUGAGCCCAACUGCAUUACAUUUCUAGGUCUUUUAUCAGCUUGUGCCCAUGCCGGCUUAUGGCAGCUGGGUUUGAGGUAUUUCGACUAUAUGAAAGACAGUUGCUCGAUACAGCCAGUAAUCGAACACUACGGAGUUUUAGUAGACCUUCUUGGACGAGCAGGUCAGCUCAACCGUGCCCUGAGUAUCAUACAGCAGAUGCCCGUGAGACCCGAUUCGAAGAUCUGGGGUUCGUUGUUGAGUUCUUCCAGGAAGCACGGGAACCUGGACAUUGCAGUUAUCGCAAUGAGACACCUCGAAGAGCUCGAACCAGAAGACACAGGGAAUUACGUCUUGCUAUCCAACAUAUAUGCGGACCAGGGCAAGUGGGAUGGAGUUUCGAGAAUGCGAACAUUGAUACGGAGCAAGAGCAUGAAGAAAACUCCAGGGUGUAGUUCGAUCGAGGUCAACAAUGUAGUUCAAGAGUUUGCUUCUGGCGACGAUUCUAAGCCAUUCUCGAACGAGAUCUUCGAGCUGCUAGAGAUGUUGGUUUCUUUUGACGAGAUAAGUGAUCAUAUUAUCGAGACAAUUCCAGAAGAUAUCUAAUGCUAAGUUGCUAACUCAAAACACCAAUUG